Messenger RNA from Adelges cooleyi (spruce gall adelgid), 1476 nucleotides. RefSeq names its product sorting and assembly machinery component 50 homolog B-like. Gene Ontology annotation, biological process: protein insertion into mitochondrial outer membrane. The record is from RefSeq and is a predicted model, not a curated record. NCBI's taxonomy places the organism in Eukaryota, Metazoa, Arthropoda, Insecta, Hemiptera, Adelgidae. The transcript has a single exon. Gene Ontology annotation, cellular component: outer membrane; SAM complex. Bases 77 to 1396 code for a protein of 439 amino acids.
CUUGGUGAGCAAUUAACACAGACUUUUAUAGUCUACAUUCUUUCCUUUUUAGUUGUAAGUUUUCAAUUAAGUAGUCAUGAGAGUCGAUAUCGAUCCCGCAGUCAGUGAUCAUCCGAUCCGAAUCGAUCGUGUCAAAGUUGUAGGUUUGAAUAGGACCAAAGACGAUAUCGUGACAAAAACAACACGCAAUCUGUUCGAAUCUAGAACACUAAACGAAGCAGUUUCUAAAAUUGUCGAAACCAAAAAAAACCUCAUGAGACUCGACUGUUUCAACAAAGUCAGCAGCACAUUGGACAUGGAAUCCGUUGACGGUCGUGACAGUUACUUUGUUACAAUCAACGUGGAAGAAUCAAAUUGGAUUAAAGGCCGCGUGAAUAUCUUAAAUGAUGUCUAUCAGGAUAGCCAUGACCAACCCAAAUUGUCGACUUGCAUAUCAUUCAUGAACUUGUUUCGCCGUGGUGAAAAACUAGCAGUAUCAACUGAUAUAUAUUCUACAAAUAAAAGAUUUUCCACUGGUAUGAUUAGUUUCACAAAGCCAUUAUUAGCUCCUUAUAAACCGACUUUGUACUUAGACAUUUACAAGCAUUUCAUAAAUAAAAAGAAACUUGGUUAUUUUAAUAAUCAAUACGGACUGAAAACUGGAAUAACUCUUGAGUAUGACUCGUGGUUCUUAGACUUGGGAUGGGAAGGAAUGAUACGGAAUUUGCAACACGUUCCAAACGCUCCAUUCGGCAUACGAGAACAACUUGGACUGUCCAUGAAGUCGUCUUUGAAAAUGUCUGCUUCUUAUGACAGCCGCGACAGCCCAGUAUUUCCUAUUAAUGGGUCGUUGGUACAAUUAAUAUCAGAAGUUGCUGGUCUCGGAGGCAGUAACAAUUUUUUCAAAAAUGAAUUAAUACUUCAAAAAAGCAUUAGAUUGUUUUUGGGUACGUCCCUCACUGGUUCGUUUUCAUUGGGUCUGUUAGAAAAGAUGGGAAAAUGCAGUAUGGUAGACAACUUCUAUUUGGGUGGUCCGUUAACGUUCAGAGGCUUUGAUGAUAACGGUGUAGGUAAAAACAACGAUGGCAGCAUUACUGGAACUACUAUGUUCUGGAGGUUCAACACUCAUCUACACGUUCCACUGCCGUUUUUGUCCGAUAAAAAUAAACUAUCGCAUUUUAUCAGAAUCCAUAUGUUUAUGAACUCUGGUAAUAUGGGAAAUCGUCAAGCUGAUCUGGUUACAGACCUGAAAGCAUUAUUUAACAGCAUUCGUUUGUCUUGCGGCGCGGGUUUCGCAGUUCACCUGAAUCAUUUUCUACGUUUCGAACUGAAUUAUUGUCUGCCUAUUUACUAUAGUAGCCAAGAUUCUGUAAUACCAAACAGGAGUCAGUGGGGCUUUGGUAUUUUAUUUUAUUAGCAAAAUAAUUAUGUAUUACUCGUGAUAGAUGAUUACCGAUUAGAUUGCCGUUUGUCAUUGUAAUUUGAAUAAGAACAAUA